This is a messenger RNA of Hevea brasiliensis (rubber tree), 722 nucleotides long. RefSeq names its product dynein light chain 1, cytoplasmic. Lineage: Eukaryota; Viridiplantae; Streptophyta; Magnoliopsida; Malpighiales; Euphorbiaceae. Gene Ontology annotation, biological process: microtubule-based process. The record is from RefSeq and is a predicted model, not a curated record. The transcript is spliced from 2 exons. Gene Ontology annotation, cellular component: dynein complex. Gene Ontology annotation, molecular function: dynein intermediate chain binding; dynein light intermediate chain binding. The coding region runs from base 113 to 544 and encodes 143 amino acids.
CAAGAAGAAGAAGCGUUUCCUGAAUUCUCCACCCUCUAUAUAAUUUUUCAGUCUGUUUCAGAGAAACCCUUCUAUAUAAUAUAUAUCUUCUUCUUCUUCUUCUUCUUCUUCCAUGGAGAUGUCUAGGAGAUGCAAGGAAAAGCAAUCCUCUGAGAGGAGAGUUAUCGCAGGAGAAGCAAAGACGAUGAUCCAUGAUAGGAUUCCUACAGAGGAAGUGAUGAAGCUAGCUGCCAUUGCAAUCAGCUUAAAUGUGCGGCCGAGAUCAUCCGAUAUGCCACUGCAUAUGCAAGAACGUGCUUUUCGCUAUGCAAGAUCUUUUCUUGACUCAGCUCCAAAACACCGCCCCAAUCCAACCCACCUUGCUCGAGCCCUUAAAAAGGAGUUUGACUCGGCCUACGGGCUAGCAUGGCACUGUGUAGUGGGGACGAGUUUCGGAUCGUUUGUGACUCACUCAGCGGGUGGGUUCGUGUACUUCUGUAUAGAGCCGCUGUCUAUUCUCCUGUUCAAAACAGAGGUAGAGUUGGUGACGGAAUUGGAGGCUUGAAUGGAUUGUUGACAAAUGAGUCGUCAACAAAUGAGCAGUACACCUGACCUGAGUGCUAUGUACCCGAGUGUAGGGUGUUUAAAAAAUAUGUAAUUCGUUUAUUUAUUAAAUAUAAUAUUUUAUAACAUACGGUGUAAGAUGAUUUUUUAUUAUUUAAUAAUAAUUCGAGGAUUAUAGA